CAUUUUGCAAUCAUACAGCAUUUCUUGGCCGCUUUCUUUUUGCUUUUUGUUCUUCUUCUUAUUUCUUUGUAGGCGGGUCUGCUUGCGUUUGGUUUUUUUAUAGAAUACAUACAUUUGCAUAGGAACUUGUAGAUAGCCUUCUAUUUGGAUUUUGUGUAGAAUAGAGUAGAGCGAGCAGAAAAUGAAGGGAGUCGUUGCCGUCGCGGCAUUGGCAGUGGUCGCCGGCAUUGGAGCUCAGUCUGCUCCCGCUUCGUCGGUUCUAUUGGGGAGACAACUGUCAUCAAACCCACUGUCAAACAUUCAGUCUUCAUCCGUCUCACUCCCGGGCCUGAACGUAGUCACGGCCAUUCAGGACCCUCCAGCAACUGGAAAUGUGCCUCCCGCUGAAACAAGGGAUCCUUCGACUAGUGCGCCGUCGUCGUCUCCCCCAGAGACAACGCCCACAAACCCAGGAGAUCCCACCACCAAGUCACCCACUCCAGCUCCUUCUUCUCCUCCGCCUCCUCCUCCACCACCACCAGCAUCAGAACUUCCUACGAGCACUAGAGUCGUCCAACCCACGCCCAAACCAGAUGAGGGUAACAACCCAGGACAAGGCAACCAAGGGGAUGGAAAGGGAGAAAACGGAAAUGCUCCACCACCGCAACCGGCGCCAGAGCAAGGAAAGCCAGAGGAGGGCAAGGACAAGGGCAACGGCAACGCUCCAGAACAACCGCUGGUACCUGCUCCCGACAAGGGGAAUGAGGCCAACAAGGAUCGAAUUGGUGCACAAGAAGACAAAAAGCCAAAUGACGUUCCAUUUUCCUCCGUGGGUGUCCUCCCAGUCGCUGCAACUGCGGUCCCAACAGCUCCCGCUGGACGCUUCCCUGGUCCUAUUUCAAAUGCCGUUGCACCCACGCAAGCACCCUCCAACGGCGACCCAAAUGCAUUCGGUCAACCGCCUUCUGCCCCGCCUCCCGGAAAGAUCUUGUCCACCUCGGCCAUGGCGGGUCUCAUUUCAGUCGUCGGCAUUGCCUGUCUUGCUGGUGUCGUGGCCGCUGGGCUCUUGGUUCAACGGCGCCGACGAAUUGACGAUGCUCAUCGAAGCCUGCCCACCACCUCAGGCCCCGGUCCGUUUUCUAGCCAAAACCAGCAACGGGAAAGCGUUCAAAGCAGUUCAUCCGUUACGAGAAUCUUGGCCAGAGCGUUCCCUGACAUGUUUGCUAACGCUGUCAAGGCUGGUGUGACCCCAAAGCCCAACGUUCCCAUGGUGCCUCCUCCUGUCAUGGACGCAACGCCUCAACGAAAGCUGGAGAGGGAUAUUUCCCUUCCACCUCUUCACAUUGAACAAGAAGAGGAAGAAGAGCGCCGUACGUCAACCAUUGAGCGGGCCGUCACUGCCGUUUUUGAUCGCAGCACAAAGAGUCCCGUCAUGAUGUUUAACGAGUCUGCGUUUUAUGGGCAUCUUCCCAACGCGCAGAUUGCGGCGCUAGCUGCAGAGAGCGGAGCAGCGUUCAUGGCGCGUGACUCGCUUGACAGCACGAUUCCUCCCAACCUCCCGCCCCCCGUGGCACCAGAGGCGUCGGACUCUGUCACGACGCCCGGGAGUCCCCUUGUCGCCAAUGCGACAGCACUGGAACCCAAAACUGCACCUAUUGGACAUUUGAAUCCCAACUAUGAGUACAACAACUCUCGGUACCGGUUUUCCGCCGACUCUGACUAUACGGACUAUACGACACUUGAUCGCUCCUCUGCGUACCGCGCCUCCCGCAUCAUCGAUGACACACACAGCGACACAACGACAGAGAGAAUGCCACGCGAUUCUGCCGCUUAUUCCGUACGAUCAAGUCGUCGGGCAAGUUGGUUUACCGAUACGUCUGGAUUUGACACGUACCGUCGUAGCUUCAUGUCUACCGACUCGCAAGCCGGAAUCAGAAGGAGUUUGCAAUUGCGACGCAGUAUGGAUGCAUCCACCCAAAAGGCGGCCCCGCCCCAAUCCUCCAUUCUCGCCGCGUUGAACCACAUGGGCGCCAACGUGGACAUUCCAGCCUCCUCAUACGACACACUCCCCACAUCUGUUUCGUCUUAUUACUACGAACAUGAUGCUCAUCUUGACAAUGAUGAUACAGAAACAGAGGACAAUGAGCCUACACUGACACGUCCCCCCAAAAACCCCAUCAGAAGCGAUACACUCCGAAGUGGCACGACGGGCGUGACGAGUGAGAGUUUUGCGACUGCUUUGGAGAGUCACAGAGGGUUGAGUGACGAUGAAGAGUGGGAUAGUAUGGAUAGAAACGUAAAGUUUUAAUUUGCAGUGACGGCUGGACCGUUCAUGAUUUUUUUUUUCUAGUUUUGAUGUGAGUUUGCAUUACUUUGAAUUUUUUGUAUGAUAUAGAAAACAGACUUAUAGAGAUGGGAUAGAUGGCCUCCUUGGUUUUCUUUUGUAAUGAAUGCAGUAUCUUGCUGUUGAAAAUAAACAAAUGACUUGAAGCUUAA
Messenger RNA from Spizellomyces punctatus DAOM BR117, 2475 nucleotides. RefSeq lists its product as uncharacterized. NCBI's taxonomy places the organism in Eukaryota, Fungi, Chytridiomycota, Chytridiomycetes, Spizellomycetales, Spizellomycetaceae. The record is from RefSeq and is a predicted model, not a curated record. The coding region runs from base 182 to 2287 and encodes 701 amino acids. The transcript has a single exon.